CGAUGCUGCUCCUGAUGGCGGCGGCGACGGCGACGGCGGCGGGCGGGAGAGGUGGCGGGGUUCGGCGGCGGCGCAUCCUCGUGGACACGGACGUCGACACGGACGACGUCUUCGCCAUCCUCUACCUGCUCAAGCAGGACCGCUCCGAGUUCGACCUCAAGGCUAUCACUAUCAGUGCAAACUCUUGGGCUGAUGCUGGCCAUGCUGUUAACCAUGUGUAUGAUCUACUCUACAUGAUGGGGCGAGAUGACAUAGCAGUUGGUGUCGGAGGGGACGGUGGUAUAUCAGAUGAUGGUAGGGUUUAUCCCGAUGUUGGUGGUUAUUUCGCGAUAAUUGAGCAGGAAAUGUCAACAGUGGGGGGUUGUCGGUACCGACAAACGAUUCCGCAGGGGGGAAAUGGCCGGUUGGAUGUCAACACAAAUUAUGGAAUCAGACGAGCAUUUCUGCCUCAGGGCAACCGGAGAUACUUCCCUGUUCAACAACCAACUACGCAACAGAUGAUGAUUGACACCAUAUCUGCCGGGCCAACGACCGCCUUCCUAAUGGGGACACACACGAACUUUGCACUUUUCCUCAUGAGCAACCCACAUCUGAAGAAAAAUGUGGAGCACAUUUACAUGAUGGGUGGUGGUGUACGAUCACACAAUCCCACUGGCUGCUGCCCCAAGAGCAGCAUCUCGUGUGUGCGUCAACAAUGUGAAGAUCACGGUAACAUGUUUACGGCUUACACCAAAGAUCCGUAUGCUGAGUUCAACAUAUUUGGGGAUCCUUUUGCUGCAUAUCAGGUGUUUCAUUCUGGUAUUCCUAUCACCCUUGUGCCUCUUGAUGCAACUAACACUAUACCAAUCACUGAGAACUUCUUUAGGGCCUUUGAGCAAAAGCAGAGCACUUAUGAGGCGAAGUACUGCUUCCAAUCUCUGAAGAUUGCUCGGGAUACUUGGUUCGACAAUCAAUUCUACACAAAUUACUUUAUGUGGGAUUCCUUCAUGACUGGUGUGGCACUCUCGAUUAUGCGCAAUGGUGAGAGGCCAGAUGGUGAGAAUGAUUUUGCUGAGAUGGAAGUGAUGAACAUAACUGUUGUUACAUCUAAUGAACCAUAUGGUGUUCGUGAUGGAUCAAAUCCAUUCUUCGAUGGACGUGCGAGGCCAAAAUUCAACUUACUGGAGGGUGGUGUACAUAGUGGUCAUGUUCUGACUGGACUAAACGAUCCAUUUUGUGUUAUGAAGGGGAGCAUUAAAGGGAAAUGCCAGGAUGGAUACACAAAAGAAGUGCAAGGUCCUGACUCGGUUGCAGCACUUGUUGCGAUGAAGGCAAAAUCUAAUAGAAAUGCAAGCAGUCCUCUUGAUAGAGAGUUUUUCAACAACUUCCUUGAGGUUAUGAAUCGUCCUGCAUGCUCUGGCCGCUUCAACUUCACCAACCAGUUCCCCCACUAUAAAGAGGUUAUGUACAAACCUGACUUCAGAAAUCGGAUUAGAGGAAUGCCUGUCAUAUUCGACAUGGACAUGAGUCCAGGUGAUUUUAUUGCUCUCUUGUGCCUCCUGAAAGCAAAUAUAGAAGCAAUUGACCUCAAGGGGAUACUGGUAAGUGGCAAUGGCUGGUCAAAUCCUGCAACAAUAGAUGUUAUCUAUGAUGUUCUUCAUAUGAUGGGUCGCGAUGACAUUCCAGUAGGACUUGGUAGUAUCACUGCAUUAGGAGCCCCUGAGCUUGGCUGUGAAUACGUCAAGGCCAUACCACAUGGUUCUGGGGGUGGUCUUGACGCUGACACACUUUUUGGACUAGCCCGGAUGUUGCCCAGAAGCCCCAGAAGGUACACAGCAGAAAAAUCAAUGAAAUAUGGGACUCCAAGGGACACUGCUCACCCUGAGAUGAGACAACCAUUGGCGUUCGAAGUUUGGCAACAAGUUAUAGCAGAGCUUGGACCAACUGAGAAGAUAACCGUCCUGACAAAUGGUCCUCUCACAAACAUCGCUAACAUCAUUUUAUCCGACACAAAGGCAAAAUCAAUGAUUGAGAAAGUUUAUAUAGUCGGCACUCAUUUGGUUGAUGGCGAAGGAGAAGAAGGCAAUCUAUUUACUGUGCCAUCAAAUAAGUUUGCUGAGUUCAAUUUCUUUCUUGACCCUAAAUCUGCCAAGACAGUUGUAGAAUCUGGCUUAGACAUCACUGUCAUUCCUCUGAGAGCUCAGCGCCAGGUGUCUUCUUUCGGAAAAGUCCUAAGAUCACUACGCGGAGCUGAAAAGACUCCUGAAUCGUCAUUUGUGUACCGGUUGCUGCUGUUGAUGAAGAAGCUGCAAAAGAACCACCAGGCGUACAGUCACAUUGAUAUGUUCCUUGGGGAGGUCCUUGGCUCGAUGUUCCUGGUUCAGCAGUCGCAUCUAAAUUACUCGAUCACUGAAAAGGCCAUCAGUGUUGGCUCCGGUCAUGUCAGCAUGGAUGGCCAAACUAUUCUUGACGAGACAAAUGGAAAGCUAGUGAAGGUAUUAGAUCGUCUCCAUUCAGACACUUAUUACACAGAGCUUGCGAAGCUGGUUGCUACCAAGAAGCAGUCUGCUCUUGUUGGCAGUUUUGAUGAGCAGAAAAGAAUGUGGAGCAAAGCAAACUACAAAGGCCGUGACGAUCCCGGGUUUGUUAAAUAGCAUAGCACAUGUGGGAAGGAGUAGCUCCUAUAUAUUUUUUUUAGUGCUGCGCUGAAGUUGUACCUCCUUCGGAGGAACCUGGGCUCGCUUUGGUCGAUAUUAAUGGUGCUUCAGGGUCAAAACUCAAAAGCCCUGAAAUUCUAAAAUGGAAAAGAUAACUUCAAGAUGAGCAGUAGUGUAACAAAAUUUACUAA
Messenger RNA from Setaria italica (foxtail millet), 2827 nucleotides. RefSeq lists its product as uncharacterized. The record is from RefSeq and is a predicted model, not a curated record. NCBI's taxonomy places the organism in Eukaryota, Viridiplantae, Streptophyta, Magnoliopsida, Poales, Poaceae. Bases 3 to 2633 code for a protein of 876 amino acids. Gene Ontology annotation, molecular function: hydrolase activity, hydrolyzing N-glycosyl compounds. The transcript is spliced from 12 exons.